Molecule: messenger RNA, 5748 nt
Organism: Phyllotreta striolata
Lineage: Eukaryota; Metazoa; Arthropoda; Insecta; Coleoptera; Chrysomelidae
Source: the annotation of a GenBank genome assembly
AUGGAUGAACAUGGUGGACCAUCAUCUAAUAGACCGCAUCCUUUUAGGACACAGGAAACAUUUCAAAGACAGCAGGAAGCGCAAGUUGGGCACAGGUUUCCGAAUCCAACCGGGAUAAUUCCUGUGCCGAGGGGCAGUAAAGGGCCGAGAAGUUUAUUCAUUAGAAGAUAUGGCGACAGUUUUGGUUUCACCUUACGACAUUUCAUCGUCUACCCUCCGGAUUCCGUUGCGGAACAACUCGACGGUAGACACGCAGCCGUGGGUGCGUUACUCACGCCGAUGGACACCAUCUUCGUAAAGCACGUAAAAGAAAAAAGUCCCGCCAAACAAGCUGGUUUACAACGAGGCGACCGAUUGGUUGCCGUCAACGGUGUCAUAGUCAAAGAUAAACCGUACACGCAAGUCGUCCAAUUAAUCGUCAACAGUCCGGAGUAUCUUCACCUUCUGGUGGUGCCCAAAGAAGACGACGUUUUACAAAGGUUUUUUUCUGAUACCGCCUACAAUCCGGCGUCCAAUCAAAACGCGCUCGCCGAUAUUCCUCAACAGCCGGUCGAUAAGCGAACGGCUCAGCAGAUCAUCGCCAAUAGAUUGGCCCACGUGCACGAACUUCAAGUGGACGCCUUCUCGUGGCACACGCUGCAACACCCGUUCGUCGCCGGAGGACCGCGCAGCGCGGAAAAUCUCCUGCAACCGGUGGUGCCUCGCAGGCGAAAUCAUAGGGACCAGUACUACCAUCAGCAUCAUCAUCAACAUCAUUACGAGGCGGCUCCUCAUGACACCGAAAGGACCGGAUGGUCCAGGGCCGCACCCCAGGUCCCGUUGUAUAAUAAAAUGGGUCGUAGAGCCAGCGAAGGUAACAUAUUGUGCGAUUCGGAUCGCUACGUUGCCGAAUUUCACAGCUUAGAUCCCGAAGAGUACGGCAAUAUGAAGACCGGUUAUAGGAACAACAAUUACAACCCGGAUUCGGGCGAUUAUCCGAAAACGGCCAAUUCGAAUUUGAAUACCAAAAGACGGGAAUCCACAUCCUCCUGUUCGUCAGUUACCGCCGACGGCAGUAAAGACAGCCUAAAUUCGUUCGGUUCGAAUUCGACGCUCACCGGCCAAGACACCGACGACUCGGUCAUCAUGAGCAGGUUUCGCAAGAGCGUCCAGCAAAAGGAGGCCUUCCUGCGACAGCCGGCCAACGUCAAGGAAUUCUACGGCGUACCGAAGAAGCUGGAGAAGCAGGAAUGGCCGCCGCCACCGCCGCCGGCUGCGGUCGAACGCGACAGGGAUUCCCCGUCGAGGAAUCCGAGGCCCAGCCACCAGAACGUCGCCAGAAUCAAACAAGACAUCGACAACGAAAGGGACCUACGCAAUAAACGAAACGACCGGGCUCGAGGAGGCGCUGCUAGCGAUAUUCCACAACCGAGAGGCGUCACCUCGCCCAAAGGAAAAGACAAUAAUAAUUCGAAUGUAGAUAGAAUAUACGAAGCUUCUACGGCUCCUGCCGGUUACGAUUGUAAUGACGUUAUGAACGGUUCCGUUGUUGACAAAGCAUACUAUGGAACUGACGGAAGGGUAUAUUCUCCGCCCCUUCAGAUAGUCUCGCGAAGGGCGAAGGAGUUCGAAUCGGGCAAGCCGUUGCCCGACGACGAUCCCGUGCAAUCGAAUCGAGCCGGUUUCUCCAAAAGCGAAUUGGCCCGUCUGAGUUCGAAAAUUCUUAGACCCAACGUCACCGAGAGGGCACACGAGUACGAGACCAGGACGACGGAGCCGAGAAAGGACGCCAGCUCGACGUCGGCGAAUUCCGCGUCCAGUUCCGUAUUGAAACGUAUCCAAAGGGACAGUCGAUCAUUAGACAGUUCAGGCAGUAACGCGAGCAGCGCUAGUGUCAACGAAGUGUUAUUUGGAAGCGGUAGCGGCAAAAAACUUUCCGGAAACGUUAUGAUUUCCAGCGGAAGUAAAUAUUUGCAUUGUCCACCGCCCUCUGAAAAUGGAGCGGUUAAACCGCCGCCAGAUAUAGAAUUAACGCCAAGGAAUAGAGUUCGCUCGAAUUCAGUGGAAUCAACUGUUGGAGCUCUAGCCGAUAGGUGGUUAAAAGACAAUUCGAAUGAAAAGUCAGAACCAGACGUAAAAGUAACGGAACUGCGACGAUCUCCUUCAAAUCCCCCCUACGGCGAUUUGCCACCCUUAAUUCCCGAAUCCGUCGAAUACAUCCACCUGAAUCCCGUUGUAACCUUGACUACCCCAUGUUCGAACAAAGCCAUCAGGCCGACGCAAUUGGACCUAGACGGGGUGGCUAAGCAGCCCAAGCAAUUAACACGAACGUAUUGUGAUGGAGCUCCAGCAGUGGUAAAAAGACGACCAAAAAAUACGAACUCUAAUAUUGUUGACGAUGAAAAAACUACUCGAAGAGAAUCCUACCUUAAGGCUACGGAGGGUGGACGAAUGCACAUCGAUAGCGACCUCAGCGAUAGUGGAGACAUAUCUCCUCAAGCUAUACGAAGUGCGCACAGGCGAUGGCGUCCGCCGCUAUUUCCAGGAGAUAUUCAACAACUUAGAAAAUUAUUCGAAGACGCGGCCUACUCAUUGGGGGGUAGCGGCAGCAGCAGCAACGCGUCCUUGGACAAAGAAAAAAUUUCUGGCGGUUCGAGUCCCGCCGUCGACAGCAAGGACGCGGCGGUGACGAUCAAAGAGGGAAAUUUGAAUUGUAAGAUACUGGAAAUCGACGGAAAGAGAUCGAACGAUAGAUCUUGGAAACAAGCGACAGUGAUUUUGAAGGGUCCGAAAUUGUAUCUCAAAAGAGACAGGCAUCAUCACCAGAGUCCUGUUGGUACACUCGAUUCAUUGGACCAAUCACUGACGGACGGCGUCGAUAUGCGCACCAGCGUCGUGACGGUCGCCGAGGAUUACACCAAAAGGAAGAACGUGUUCAGGGUAUCGGUUAAACCAUGCCGAUCGGAGUUUCUUUUGCAAGCCGACAGCACGGAGGAUUUCGCGGAUUGGAUCAAAACGUUACAGGAUCAAGUCGCCGGCGGAGCGGAAAACGAAUCGGACCCUUCCAGCAGCAUUCAAAGAGCCGUACCGCAAUUGACGCCGGCCUCGACGACCAUCCUGGUUCAAGGCAACCAUCUCUCCCCGCAAUUGAACAAACAGAAGCCGACGGCGUCCCGAAAUCGCUCGCCAACCGGCCAAUCGCCCGUCAGCAAAAGUCGAAAACCAUCCCAAUUGCCCAACGAAACGUCGACGUUAACGAGUCCCAAAUCGAAAACGUGGCGAGGCCGAAUGGCCAAGCAAUUCAGGAAGUUCAACCAAGGCGGCAACAGCCCGAGCAGCCCGACAGCGCCGGAGGGAUCCACGUUCGGGAUACCCAUAGAGGAAUGCAUACCGUCGAAUAGGAACGUGUUUUUGCCGCGGUUCGUGGAAGUUUGUACGGACAUCAUCGACGAGAAGGGCCUCCAAACCGUCGGUAUAUACCGCGUGCCGGGCAACAACGCUUCCAUAACGGCGCUCGCCGACGAAGUGAAUCGAAAUUACGAGGACGUACCGUCGACGGAUCCCCGAUGGAACGACGUCCACGUCGUUAGUAGCCUGUUGAAAUCGUAUUUCAGGAAAAUGACCGACAGCCUGAUCACCGUUCAAUUGUAUCCGUCGUUUAUUAAGGCGGAUAAAAUCGAAAAUCACACGGAGCGAAUGGAGCAGCUGAGAAAGUUGCUCAGAUGCCUGCCGAAGCACAAUUACUAUACGCUCAAGCACAUCGUUGAGCAUUUGAGGAGAGUGGCCGACAAUUGCGAAUGUAAUAAGAUGGAUUCGAAGAAUUUGGCCAUCGUUUUCGGUCCUACGAUCGUCAGAUCGGAAGAGGGAAACAUGCAAAGUAUGGUAAACGAUAUGAAUAGUCAAUAUAGGAUCGUCGAAACUUGGUUAAAUCAUACGAAAUGGUUUUUUCCGGAAAAUGAAAAUGAAGAGAACCUACCGAUACCCGAUAGCAGCUUAGCGGAUUGCGCCGAUGAAUUCGAUCCGAACAAUCAAACUUUAUUAUUGAAUAAUAUUACUAAAUGCGGAACAUUGAAGGACCAUAAAGAAAAAAAUGGCGCUCUAUUGUCAUCCAUUAUAUCGGCAGCGCGGAAGAAAAAAAUUAAAAAGACAACGAAUAAACCUCAAAGCUCUGUGCAAGAGUCCAAAGAGGACGCUGUUUCGCCAACUAACCUUAAGGUGUUUCCCUCGCAAUCGUUUUCACCGGUAGAUCUCAAAGAAUGUUCCCUGCCAGACGAAAAAUCCCCAGAUAUUCCAACGACCGUCACGGACAUAGAAAAGAAAAAUUCCAGCAACAAAGAUCCUUUCUUCAAAUACACGUCAGACAAAGACGACUUCUACAGGAGAAUCGAAAAUUUCAAAAAAGAAACCGAAUCGAUGCUUCAAUUACCCAGAAUAACAGAAAUAUCCGUUAGCAAUUUAGAUCCACGACAAUUCAGCUCAUCGUCCAGCACCCUCAACCGAAACUCGAGACCGUCCGUCUCGAAACCGGACGUCCACCAUCACCUUAUGAAGACUCACAGCGCUACGAAUGUGUUUUCGAGGGCCAGCAACGUCUCCGAGCCGAAUCGCAACAGCCUCGCUUUGAUGGAUUCGAUGCGGUACAGCAAAAACGGCGACGAUUUCAAAUUCUUGCGCGCCGACGACGACGAUAAACAAUUAAAAGCCGCGAGCAGUGAUAGUGCGUGCAGUGAUAGUGUUUGCAACGAAAGGACGAAAUGUAAUAUUCGACGAGGCGGUUCGAUAGAGAACGUAAACUUAAGCAGUUCGGACGUUUCCAAUGGGAAAAAAGUUAGAUACGAAAAUGAGUUACAGAGUGAAAAUCAAAGAAUCGGUUCAUUAGAAUCUCUUAAUAAAGCUUCGAAUGAUGAUGAAUCCUUAUUGAGCACAAUGACCAAACUGAUCGACGAACGGUUAAAAGUGGAUCUGCCGACGAUCUUAUCCGGCGACGGCAUCCCCUACGUGGACGAUUCGCCGGAGAAACACGCGAAAAAAUCGAAUCCAGACAAAGAAAACAUACCGCAGGCUAGUGAUUUGUACAGGAACCCCAGCUUACACAAGAACCAACUCAAAACGUCGAAGAAAUCCGAGAAGGAGCACAAAAACGACAACGAAAAGGAGCUGGACACCAAGGAACGGGCGCCGGACAACGACAGAACCGCCACCAAAACCGCCGCCUUGUCGAACGCCAACGGCACGAAUCUCAGACGAUCCGAAUCGCUCAAUCGACCGGAGCGCACCGGUUCGCCGCUCGGCGGCAACAACAAGCUCAAGCGAUCGGAGAGCCUCAACAAGGGCGAUCGAUUGAAGCGAUCCGACAGCCUGAGCAAGAGCGAGAAAACCGAAAGCAACAUAAACAGGAAACGCGAGAUCAACCUGAGCAAUCGUCGAUUCAAAGACAACGCCGCCAAGAACAAGAGGAAAACCGGCCAGCCGGACAGAUCGAUCAAGCGCCGGCACACCGUCGGCGGCACCAAAGACCCGGACAAAAUCACGUGGGCGAUGGACGCCAAGCGGCGCGGCAAGGACGUGGACAAGGAGCCCGGCGAAAGGACGUCGCUGCGGACGAGUUCGCCCGAUCUGAGCGCCGUGCGGCGCGAUAAGUUCCUCUUCGAGAUCAAUCUGAUCGGUCCCGAUAACGUGGUGGUGGCUCUGAGGCAGCACCUGAUCGGGACGCGGCCGCAAAGCUCGCCCGAUACUUCCAUAUUCAAGGUAUUGGAGUCGCACGUGUGA